Messenger RNA from Mercurialis annua (annual mercury), 1315 nucleotides. RefSeq lists its product as uncharacterized. The coding region runs from base 156 to 998 and encodes 280 amino acids. The transcript is spliced from 4 exons. The record is from RefSeq and is a predicted model, not a curated record. Lineage: Eukaryota; Viridiplantae; Streptophyta; Magnoliopsida; Malpighiales; Euphorbiaceae.
CUUAACUGUAUUAACGAAUUAUUAAAUCUUCCCCAAUCACCAACGCCCAUUUCAUUUCCCUCUCUGUUUUCUUCUAUAAAAAUUUUAAAUUUUGUUAAUUUUUCACUAUAAAAUUUGCUCAAAACAUAGUCUAUGGUAUAUACAGAGAUUUAAUAAUGUCUGCUUCAGUUCAAGAUUUAGAAUCUUUACUUCCGGUUCAGUUUCUUACAGAUGAAAUGGAGGUUGAUCAGAGUAGCCAAGAAGAUGAUUUCUUGUUCUGUUUGACUCAAAAACUCACUCAGCAACUCGCUACAAAGAAUCAACAGUCUACGAAUUGGGUUAGGCCUGGAUCGCCCGAAUCUGUACUGUCCGGGAACGGAAGUUGGUCUUUCUCUAGCAAUGGUAGUUUAAACGAUUCUUGGCAGCUGAAUCAGAAUCAUAUGAUGCAAGAACGUGAAAUAAAGGCUCAGUGCUCUUCAUCACCGUCAACUUGGGGGAAAAAGCAGGUUAAACCGAAGACUCAUCAACCAAACCGGCAGAUCCAGAGCAGAUCAGGAGGAAGAAGAAGUAGUACUGUUGGCUAUGAUAAUGGAAUAUGUACACGACCUUUAGGUCUGCCACCGUCUGCUUGGCCGCCUUUGCAGCUGAACAAUAAGCCGGGUUUAGCUGGUUCGCAGCAGCCGAGUUCCGAUAAUUAUGGAGGUGUUUCUGUAAAUCGAUCCGGUGCUAAACGAGAGUGUGUUGGUACUGGAGUUUUCUUGCCUCGGAGAUAUAGCAAUGAUAAACCUAAUCACAGCAAGAAAUCAGCUUGCUCUUCAGUUUGGAUCCCAUCGAAGGCUAUUGACACUAAUUGUGAGAACCUAAACAUGCAACCAAAUCCCCAGCGAUAUUUUAAGACUGAUUACGCAUCUGAUUACGAUUCUGUGAUGGCAAAAAGAAAUUCCCAUUUAACAAAUCAAAAUGGAAAUUUACAAAUUGAUCAUGAAAUAUUACAAUUGCCUCAAGAGUGGAUUUAUUAAAUUAAUAACUUCAAGAAAUGUGAAGAUAGAUUUUACUAGAGGUAGAAGAAGAUUCUAUAGUUUCAACUUAUUUACAAGAAAGCAAUAAGAUAAAUAUGGAGAAAGUUGCAUCAAAUUAUUUUUAGAUAAAGAAAAAAAAUAAGGAAAGGACCAAAGUGGCAGCAAAUUAAGAAUGUUGGUUUUAUUGUAAGCUUAGUACUAAUAAGUGGUUUAUGUUGUCCUGUGUCUAUUUUUUUAUUAAAUUAAUUGUGGGUGCAAUGUAUCUUUUAUUUAAAUUAAUUUGUAUCUAUGAUAUUUUUUAGAGACUAUCUUUUUUA